UACCCAAACGGACCUGCUUGUGUUUUAGAACCUAAUCUAUACUUAUAUUCAGAACCAACUGCCCAAGAAUUAGAAUCAUUUGAUUUAAUUAUAAACGUUGCCAAAGAGCUAAAACCACCGAUACCCGAUAACAUUUUCCCAAAAGAUAGAGUAACAAAUGUGAAAAUAAGGAAUGGAGAAGGUAAUUAUUUUUUUGUUCCAUGGACACAUACUUCAAAAUUAUGCUCUGAUUUACCUAUGUUGACGGACUUGAUCAUUGAUGCCCUGGCAAAUGCCAAAAAAGUGUUGAUACAUUGUCAAUGUGGUGUUAGUCGCUCAGCAUCUUUAAUUGUUGCAUUAUUUAUGAAGUUGAAGAAUUUAAACUUGAACGAUGCUUAUAAUAUGUUGAAAGAAAAAGCUCCUGAUAUUAGCCCAAAUAUGUCUUUAAUAUUCCAACUUAUGGAAUGG
Molecule: messenger RNA, 447 nt
Organism: Hansenula anomala
Lineage: Eukaryota; Fungi; Ascomycota; Saccharomycetes; Phaffomycetales; Wickerhamomycetaceae
Gene: SDP1
Product: mitogen-activated protein kinase tyrosine protein phosphatase SDP1
Exons: 1
Biological process (GO): negative regulation of MAPK cascade; protein dephosphorylation
Cellular component (GO): nucleus; cytoplasm; cytosol
Molecular function (GO): MAP kinase tyrosine/serine/threonine phosphatase activity; protein tyrosine/threonine phosphatase activity
Source: RefSeq, a predicted model, not a curated record